CACUUCCUUUGGGCCCUCCGUUGCGCACUUGCGCCGCUUGUUCGGUGCAACAACAAUCGCAAUUCGCAAUGCCUUGCGUGCGAGUUCCAAUCUCCUGAUCCCAAUCCAUCCUCAGACCUUAUCCGAUCCAAUCUACAACAAACUAUCCGUCUCCGCCGCCGAUUCUCCGGGGUUCUUCUCGCAGCAGCACCAAUCUGGGUGGGGUUUAAGUGUUUAACAGCUCGAUCAGUCCGAGAUACGCGCGCCGAGAGGAAAGAAGGAAAUCAGCGCGGAUUCGUUGCGGCGAAUCGAGUUCUUAAAUUGCGAGCGAUCGGAGGAGGCAGGGUUCUGUUUCUCUCUCUAUCUCUCUGACCGACGGAGAACAGGGGAGAGUCUAAGAAGUGGAAGAGGUGCCGCCGGUGCUAGUGAAUCCUUUGGUUGGUGCGUAGGGGGAAGGCAAGAGGAACAAGAGGAAGAGAGAUGGGGGCCCUGCUGUGCUGCCUGCACGGCCCGGAUGACGGCGCGGCGGCGGCUCCCGGCUGCUACUUCUGCCUGCCAUGGCCUUUCGUUUACCACGCCGACUCGGGCUCUGUUGCUCAGCAAAGAGGUGAUACACGGGUCGCACCCGAUCAUGGAAGGGUUCCUCUUGUGGCUCGCAACGCCACAGGACAAGUGGAUUCAAUGGAUACUUUCCACUCCCCUCCACGGCCUUUGCCUUUUGAUGAUCCUCAAUUCAGCCCUCGGACAGAGCAACACCCAGUAAUGUCAGGACAUGACAAAGCGUCAACACAGUUCCAGAAACCUGGUCAACUUACAGAAAGCAAGAAUACUGAUAAUGGAUCAACUUGCACAGCUCAAAAGUUCGAUGGGUCAUCUGUAAAAUACCAUUCAGGAGGUUCGAGAAUUGAUCGAAUACAAGCCUGUGAUUUUUUAGACAAUGGGGAUGACUGUCCAAUAUGCCUGGAAGAAUAUCAUUUUGAGAAUCCGAAGAUUGCGUUGCAAUGCAACCAUAAUUUUCAUCUUAGUUGCAUUUACGAGUGGAUGGAAAGAAGCCAAGCAUGCCCUGUCUGCGCAAAGGUAAUGCUGUUCAAUGAGGACGAAUAACCUUGCUGCUUCAAAUGUGAAGACUCAGGCUGGAUCCUAUAUGUUGUGUACAUAGCGUUGAUGAAGUACAGUCGCUAGAUUGUUUUCUGGAACUUCCAGCAAAGAUCCAAAGAUUUUCGACAAAAUAUGGAAGAUCAAAAUUCAAGCUUGAACUGUAUAGUAAACCAUUGCAAAAUUUCUUCAGGUAAAAUGAUAUAUUGGACCAGGAAGCUAACAGCCUAAAAGACAAAUAUACAUCCAGCAGACAUGCAAGCCUGGGCUGUUUAUCAGGUAGCAACAUAAUUUUGAGAAUUUUUUUGGCCGAAACGAUCAAAAUUCCAAAUCAUAUGACUUUGAGUCCCAUCCCCCCCCCCCCCCCCCCCAAAAAAAAGAGAAAAGAAAAGGAAAAAAAUAAAUACCACUUUGGGGAGGGAACACCUGCAUGCAGAGGAAGCCAUGUGUCAUUGCUACUUGGGCCCCCUAAUGAGUCUUAAGUGGAUGAUGAUUUCGCAAUUGAUUUGCUACUAAUGCUGUUGUAUCAGGAUGGUGAGGUAACUUUUGCUAUAAUGCUGUUGUAUCAGGAUUUGCUAUAAUGCUGCUGUAUCAUGAUAGUGAGAUAGUGCAUGCAGGUUGAUAUAAUAUUCCCAAAGCUAAUGCAGCCGAAAUGCAUAAUAUUAAAAUUGAUUGAAUA
Messenger RNA from Phragmites australis (common reed), 1753 nucleotides. RefSeq names its product E3 ubiquitin-protein ligase At3g02290. Lineage: Eukaryota; Viridiplantae; Streptophyta; Magnoliopsida; Poales; Poaceae. The transcript has 5 exons. The record is from RefSeq and is a predicted model, not a curated record. Bases 460 to 1083 code for a protein of 207 amino acids. Gene Ontology annotation, molecular function: ubiquitin-protein transferase activity.